AUGAUACUGAUGACAACAAUAUUAAUGGAUAUAUCAGAAACUAACGUAUCAUCAACUGCUCAUAUUUCAUUGAUUGUCACUCAAAAUUUAACAACAACAUUACCUACAUCGACAUCAACAAGUCAUUAUCAUCAAUAUUAUUAUCAUCUUAGUGUGGGAAAACGAGUUGUAAUAUUAUUUGGUUCAAUAUCAACAUUAUGGUUUAUAAUGGCUAUUAUAUUUAUUUGUAUUCAAUCAUAUCGACAUUUUAAACCAUCUAAAACAUAUUUUCGAUUUCGUAAACAACAACCACAACAUUCACUUGAACAACAAAAAUCAUCAACACUUUCAAAUGAUGAUAAUGAUGUUGAUGAUGAACGAACAAGCGUUUAUACUGCACUAUCAUAUCUUUCAGAUAAAACAGUUGAUGUGAUAAGUGAAACUAUAAGAAAACCCGUAAGUGAACAAAUACCAGAAGAAGAAGAAGAUGUACAUACGGCUGUAUUUGGACCAAAUAGUAACGAUACAACAUUAAUUAAUAGUUAUAAUUUUUAUCCAUCUGGCUAUAGAAAUUAUGGUUAUUCAAAUUCAACAUUAACAUCAUCAAUUGAUACGAGAACAAAAUCUUUAUAUUAUCCUGCUUGUCGAAAUUUUGCCUAUUCACAAUCGACAAUAGCAUCAUCGAUUGAUUUACAUGAGAAAAUAAUUGCACCACCAUCAACACCUGUACAUACAAAUCAUUUAUCUGAUAUUCAAACACUUCAAAAUGUACAAAAAAAAUUAAAUGACUCAACAUCAAUACAAUCAUCACGUCCAUUAACAUGUACUACUCGAUUUUAUAAUCGUAUGUUAAAACGUUAUUCAACAACUACUGAUACAUCUGAAUCAUCUCUUGCAUCUAGUCAGAUAACACAAGCUACAUACAUUUCAACACAAUUACCAGUCGUAAUGGUAACUGAUUGUGAUCGUUUACAAACAGAUAUUAUUGAACUAGAUGAUUUUGAACCCGAAAAAGAUUGGCGACGGGCAAUGGUAUCUGAACUACGAUGUUUACUAAAUGAUAAAAUGCCUAAACAACAUUUUGUAUUAUCCGAGGAAAAUGCUGUAAGAUAA
Molecule: messenger RNA, 1092 nt
Organism: Didymodactylos carnosus
Lineage: Eukaryota; Metazoa; Rotifera; Eurotatoria; Philodinida; Philodinidae
Source: the annotation of a GenBank genome assembly